GUCAUCAAUUUUCCAAGUCUUCUAAAUGUUUCCCUGUUUACGUUCUUCCAGAGAAGUUCGAUAUCGCCAGCGGAACGCGAAAAAUACAGUAGGCCGCGAUCGCCCGAUCCCCAGCAUCACGAUCACCUGCCACUGAAGAAGAUGAAAAAGGAACAGGACAAGGACAUAGGCCAUCAAAGCGAUGGUGAAAAGAGCGACCAGGAUUUGGUGGUAGACGAUGCCAGCGAGGGACCAACGAGCCCGACGGCGAACGGCACGUCGUCACCUAGAGAAAAUGGCCUCGACAAACUCGGUCCGUCAUCGGUGCCUUUGAGCAGUCAGGUGAAGAAAGAAGUGCCACCACCGUCGCCGAGAAGUGGUACCAGCAGCAACGCGAGCACACCUUCGGCUAAGAAGAUGGAGGAACGAGAGAAACCUACCACGCCGAUCUCCAAACCUGUCACACCUACCUCUGCAGGUGGUAGCAGCUCCGGCUCCGGUGGUCUGAAACCAUCGAGUUCCAGCAAACCACUGGUCUCGGCUUCGGCGGUCGGCCCUUAUCCGCCACACUAUCCGCCGCCACAUCAUCCACCCGCAGGACCUCAUGUGGACGUGCUGGGUUAUCCCCCGGCCCUGAAUGGAUAUCCCGCAAGACCGCCUCUUCAGCAACUCUACGAUCCUCACGGAAGCAUGAGGGCACCUCUUGGACCUCUCGGUGUACCCGGUGGCAAACCGGCGUACAGUUUCCACGUAUCGAGUGAAGGCCAGAUGCAGCCGGUUCCGUUCCCUCACGAUGCUCUAAUUGGACAAGGAAUACCGCGCCAUGCGCGCCAGAUAAAUACCCUGACACACGGCGAGGUAGUGUGCGCGGUAACGAUCUCGAAUCCGACUAAAUACGUUUACACCGGUGGCAAAGGAUGCGUCAAGGUCUGGGACAUCAAUCAGGGUGGCGGCGGCAGCGCGAAACACGUUUCGCAGCUUGAUUGCCUGCAACGAGACAACUACAUCAGGUCAGUGAAGCUAUUACCAGACGGUAGGACUCUGAUCGUCGGCGGUGAAGCAAGUAAUUUAAGUAUCUGGGAUCUGGCGAGUCCGACGCCGAGGAUCAAGGCAGAAUUGACUUCGAACGCGCCAGCGUGUUACGCACUGGCAAUCUCGCCUGAUUCGAAAGUCUGCUUCAGCUGCUGCAGCGAUGGUAACAUCGCUGUCUGGGACAUACAGAAUCAGUCUUUGCUCAGGCAAUUCCAAGGUCACACGGACGGCGCAUCCUGCAUCGACAUCUCCGCAGAUGGCUCGAAACUGUGGACCGGAGGAUUGGACAAUACGGUGCGCUCGUGGGAUCUUCGGGAAGGCAGACAGCUUCAGCAACACGAUUUCACAUCGCAAAUAUUCUCGCUCGGUUACUGUCCAACCGGCGAAUGGUUGGCUGUCGGAAUGGAGAACUCGAACGUCGAGGUGCUGCACGCCACGAAACCGGACAAAUAUCAGCUUCAUUUGCACGAGUCUUGUGUACUUUCGUUACGUUUCGCUACUUGCGGCAAGUGGUUCGUCUCAACCGGCAAGGACAAUUUACUGAACGCGUGGCGUACACCGUACGGUGCCUCGAUAUUCCAGUCGAAGGAAUCUUCGUCAGUACUCAGUUGCGAUAUUUCAACGGACGACAAGUAUAUCGUGACUGGAUCGGGUGAUAAAAAAGCUACGGUGUACGAAGUGAUAUAC
This is a messenger RNA of Heterotrigona itama, 1698 nucleotides long. Lineage: Eukaryota; Metazoa; Arthropoda; Insecta; Hymenoptera; Apidae. The record is from the annotation of a GenBank genome assembly.